AUGGCUGGGAGCUAUGUGGUGCUGUUUUCUGUCAGUUAUCAAAUCAUAUGUGUUCUAGGAGGCCCUGUCAGGUCUGACUACUCGUAUAGCUGCCAACUUCUGGAUAUGGACUCCUUGAACCCUCUGUCACGUCUAAAGAUUGUCCUUGCUCCCGAGUGGACAUCUGAGCCCAUAGGAGACCUUGCCCUUCAGUUUCAAAGGGGCCUGAAGGGGACGACAUCAGAAAGUUUUUGUAGUUCAGUUGACAUUUUUGCAAAUGCCCAUCUCAAAGUUCUUCCUCAAGCUUUAGCAGGAGAGGCCUUUACCAACACCUCCCGACUGGCCACAGUUACUCGGACUUCAGCCCACGCUGGGGUUCUCUCCAGUGUGCUCCAUUGCUGUCUUGGAGACCCAGCCUCAGCUUCACGGAGACUAUCAGCACUUGUUCAGCAACUUGGUCCAAAAGAGUUGCCUGGGAGCACUGAAGGACUGUCUGGGAACCCUGCAGAUCUGGAGAGACGUAAGCAGGUGUUUGGAGAAAACUUCAUCCCCCCUAAAAAGCCCAAGACCUUUUUGGAAUUAGUGUGGGAGGCUCUACAAGAUGUUACACUCAUAAUCUUGGAGGUGGCAGCAAUCGUCUCCCUGGGCCUAUCCUUCUACCGACCUCCUGGUGAUGAAAAUGAGGUGGAGUGUGGGCAAUCCACAAUUGGUGUCACAGAGGAAGGGGAGGCAGAAACUGGCUGGAUCGAAGGGGUAGCUAUCCUGUUUUCGGUCAUCAUUGUGGUAUUGGUGACGGCCUUUAAUGACUGGAGCAAGGAGAAGCAGUUCCGGGGCCUACAGAGCCGGAUUGAGCAGGAACAGAAGUUCACGGUUAUCCGCAAGGGUCAGGUCAUCCAGUUGCCUGUGUUUGAGAUUGUGGUUGGAGAUAUCGCCCAGAUCAAAUAUGGUGACUUGUUGCCUGCAGACGGGGUCCUAAUCCAAGGGAAUGAUCUGAAAACUGAUGAGAGUGCCCUAACUGGAGAGUCUGACCAUGUCGAGAAGACCGUAGAGAAAGACCCCAUGCUACUUUCAGGGACCCAUGUGAUGGAAGGGUCUGGCCGGAUAGUAGUGACUGCAGUGGGUGUGAAUUCCCAAACUGGAAUAAUUUUCACCCUUUUGGGGGCAUCGGAGAGUGAUGAGGGGACUAAGGAAAAAACCGGUAAAAAACAAGGAGCCCCUGAAAAUCGCAACAAAGCUAAGACCGAACAUAGUGUGCCUCCAGAGAUCCAGCCCCUGAAGAGCCAAGAAAGGCUAGAGGAAGAAGAGAAGAAGAAGGAGAAGAAGGUGCCCAAGGAAAAGUCCGUGCUACAGGGCAAGCUGACACGCUUGGCUGUUCAGAUUGGGAAAGGUGGUCUUUUCAUGUCUGUACUCACAGUUCUCGUCUUGAUAUUGUCCUUUGUGAUCAACACAUUUGUGGUGCAAGGUCAGAAUUUGAACAUGGAAUGCAUCCCCAUCUACUUCCAGUACUUUGUCAAGUUCUUCAUCAUUGGGAUCACGGUGCUUGUAGUGGCUGUACCAGAAGGGUUGCCUUUGGCUGUCACCAUCUCAUUGGCCUAUUCUGUCAAGAAAAUGAUGAAGGAUAAUAACCUUGUGCGUCACCUGGAUGCCUGUGAGACCAUGGGGAAUGCAACGGCCAUCUGCUCAGACAAGACAGGCACGCUGACUUUGAACCGCAUGACAGUGGUGCAGGUCUUCACAGAGGACACUCACUUCAAGAAGGUCCCCAGCCCGGAUGACCUUGCUCCCAAUACCCUGGACCUCAUUGUCAAUGGCAUCUCCAUCAACAGUGCCUACACAUCCAAGCUCUUGCCUCCAGAGAAGGAGGGAGGGCUUCCUCGGCAGGUGGGCAACAAGACGGAGUGUGGCCUUCUGGGCUUUGUCAAAGACCUGAAACACGACUACCAGGCAAUAAGGAAUGAGGUGCCAGAGGAGACAUUCUACAAAGUCUACACCUUCAAUUCAUCCCGCAAAUCAAUGAGCACAGUUAUCCAGAACCCAGAUGGAACUUUUCGAAUGUACAGCAAGGGGGCCUCAGAGAUCCUCCUGAAAAAGUGCCUCUGGAUCCUUGACAGGAAUGGGAACCCACAGAUGUUCAGCCCUACAGAACGUGAUAGUAUGGCAUGCAAAGUGAUUGAGAAGAUGGCCUGUGAGGGGCUUCGGACCAUCUGUCUCGCUUACCGGGACUUUGAGGAGGAGCCUGUCUGGGAAAAUGAGCAUGAGAUCCUCUCUAAGCUGACCUGCAUCGCUGUAGUUGGCAUUGAAGACCCCGUGCGCCCAGAGGUGCCUGAAGCCAUCCACAAGUGCAAAGUGGCUGGCAUCACUGUUCGAAUGGUGACAGGAGACAACAUCAACACAGCCCAAGCUAUUGCCACCAAGUGUGGCAUCCUGACUCCUGGUGAAGACUUCCUGUGCUUAGAGGGCAAAGAGUUCAACAAACGUAUCCGAAAUGAGAAGGGUGAGGUGGUGCAGGAGGAGCUAGACAAGAUAUGGCCCAAGCUUCGAGUGUUGGCCCGAUCGUCCCCUACUGACAAGCACACACUGGUGAAAGGCAUCAUUGACAGCACUGUGGGGGAACAUCGGCAGGUGGUGGCUGUUACUGGGGAUGGUACCAACGAUGGGCCAGCCUUGAAGAAAGCAGACGUCGGCUUUGCCAUGGGCAUUGCAGGUACAGAUGUGGCAAAGGAGGCAUCAGACAUCAUUCUAACAGAUGACAACUUUACCAGCAUUGUUAAGGCAGUGAUGUGGGGUCGAAACGUCUAUGAUAGCAUUUCCAAGUUUCUGCAGUUCCAGCUCACUGUCAAUGUGGUGGCUGUGAUUGUGGCUUUCAUUGGGGCCUGUAUCACCCAGGAUUCCCCACUGAAAGCUGUGCAAAUGUUGUGGGUGAACCUGAUCAUGGAUACUUUUGCCUCCCUUGCCCUGGCUACCGAGCCACCCACAGAGGCGUUGCUGUUGAGACAACCCUAUGGCCGUGAUAAGCCACUGAUCUCCAGGACUAUGAUGAAAAAUAUCCUGGGACAUGCAGUCUACCAGCUUUGCGUCGUCUUUACCCUUCUUUUUGUUGGUGAAAAGUUCUUUGACAUCGAGAGUGGGAGGAAAGCGCCCUUAAACGCCCCACCCUCCCAACAUUAUACCAUUGUAUUCAAUACCUUCGUCCUAAUGCAGCUCUUCAAUGAAAUCAAUGCCCGAAAAAUCCAUGGUGAGAGGAAUGUCUUUGAAGGCAUAUACCGUAACCCCAUCUUCUGUACUGUACUGGUGGGCACAUUUAUCACCCAGAUUGUGAUAGUGGAAAUCGGGGGCCAAGCCUUUAGCUGCACAAACCUUUCCUUGAGCCAGUGGCUUUGGUGUCUUUUCCUUGGGAUUGGAGAGCUGCUGUGGGGCCAGAUAAUCAACACAGUGCCUACUGCAAAACUGAUUUUCUUGAGGGAAGCUGGGAAUGCCCUCACCAAAGAAGAAAUCUCCAUGAAAAGCCUGGCUGAAGGACUGGAAGAAAUUGACUAUGGAGAAAUGGAGCUGCGCAGUGGCCAGGUUCUCUGGUUCCGAGGCCUGAAUCGCAUCCAGACUCAGAUCAAGGUAGUGAACACGUUCCAGAUGGCAGUCGACUCUUAUCGUGGAGCCAUGAGGAGACGGAGCACCAAGAAGAGUCUGCAAGAUGGAAAACCUAGCCCCACUUCUUCUUGGAUUAAAGUCGUGAAAGCAUUCUGUAGCUCUCUCUUUGAAGGCCUUGAGAAACGCAAAACCCAAAGCUCUAUCCAUAAGUUCAUGACUCAUCCCCAACUCACCCUGGAAGAAGAUGAGCCAAGAACACCACUCCUGGAUGGCAGUGAGGAAGAUGAAGAUAGCAGAGAGCCUGGGAUAGACAGGUUCCCCAAGGCCACUGGGAGCAAAGAACCCCCAUCCUUUCUAUCCUUUCUAUCCAGCAAUGAAAACUACAGUGCUUUGAACCCUAGCCCAGUGCAGGUAGCAGUAUCCAACUCAGACAGCACCUUACACAGCCUGGGGACGUCAGUUUGA
Messenger RNA from Trichosurus vulpecula (common brushtail), 4029 nucleotides. Its product is annotated as plasma membrane calcium-transporting ATPase 4-like. Gene Ontology annotation, cellular component: intracellular membrane-bounded organelle; membrane. The transcript has 25 exons. Gene Ontology annotation, molecular function: P-type calcium transporter activity; ATP binding; ATP hydrolysis activity. The record is from RefSeq and is a predicted model, not a curated record. The coding region runs from base 1 to 4029 and encodes 1342 amino acids. Gene Ontology annotation, biological process: calcium ion transmembrane transport; regulation of cytosolic calcium ion concentration. NCBI's taxonomy places the organism in Eukaryota, Metazoa, Chordata, Mammalia, Diprotodontia, Phalangeridae.